CCGCAAAAUAUAUAAAUUAUUUUUAGCAACAGAAAACUGAAGGAAAGGAAGUUUUAUAUCCAGAUGAACAGGAUUGAAUAAUAUGCAGUAAAAUGUCCGACAGUGAUGAUACAUGUAGUUCUCUGGAUAAUUCCUUCAAUUUGGAUUCAAGUGAAGAUGAAGAUCCAGAAAGGGAUACCAGUACAUUCUUUGCAGGUACUGUCAAAGUAUCAAUAACAGUCGGCAGAACAACAAUAUCAGUUGUUGAGGGGGAUGUCUCUAAUCAACAGGUUGAUGUUAUUCUGAACAGCACAUCAAAGAAGUUAGACUUGAAUGCUGGUAAAGCUUCUAAAGCACUACUAACAGCUGCCGGUAACAGUUUACAGACAGAGUGCAAGGAGAAAUAUCCAAAUGGGAUACAGGCUGGUGAAGUCGCCAUAACAGGGGGAGGUAAUCUGAAAUGUCAGAAUGUCUUCCAUACAUCUUUAUUGAAAUGGAGUGAAACAAAUUCAAAACAGGUCCACAAAUCAUUUAUACAGAAAAGCCUAUCAGAAAUGGACAGUAGAGGUUUGACAUCAAUGGCUUUUCCCGGAUUGACCACUGGUUACCUCAGGUUCCCCAAGCGAGCGGCAGCUAAAUCUAAAUGUAUUAACAUCCAAGAAUACUUUGAGAACCACACGGAUACUUCUAUAACUGACAUCAGAUUUGUCAUUCACUCUUCUGACCAAAGGACAUUAAAUGCUUUCAUUGCUGAAGUAAAGAGAUGGAGAUCUUUUAUCAAUCAAUCUGUCCAGUGCAGAGAUGUAUUUACUACUCAGAUAGGAAACACAAGUGUCAAGGUCAAAAUAGACAAAAUGCAAGAACAAGAUGUUGAUGUGAUUGUGAACAGUGUCAAUUCUCAGCUGAAGUUGGAUAAAGGUUCCCUGUCUCACACACUGGUUUCUGUUGGUGGCAAUUCCUUACAGACAGAAUGCACAAACAAAUAUCCUAAUGGUGUACAAGUUGGACAAGUUGCAGUGACAUCUGGCGGCAAUUUAAAGUGUAAACAAGUCUACCAUAGCUGUAUAGGGGAUUUUAAAAAUCAGGACAAGUCUGAAUCAAAAAAGUCUAUUCAAGAAAUGGUGAAGACCUGUUUAGACACAGCACACACUAACAGUAUGACUUCCAUUGCGUUUCCAUGCCUAGGUACAAGAUACAGACAUUACCCAGCCAAGCUGUCUGCCGAGGCAAUGUUUGAUGGUAUACGAGACUUCACAGCUAACAACAUGUCAUCAUCUGUAUCAUCUGUUAUCAUUGUAGUGUACGGUUCUAACUGUGAAAAUAUUGCAAAGGCUUUUGAAGCAGAAGGAAAUUCCAAUGCUACAGGAGGCCAAUCAGUUGUUAAGGGAACAAAGGAGUUCUGUUCAAAGAUGUAUCAAACAGAAUUGUAUCCCCCUAAAUCUUGGACCCAUUACAGUUCAGUAAAGUCAGCAAAGCAGUGGAAAAGUAGUAAACCUGAAGAUGGGAAGUAUUUUAAACUAAUUGAAAUUCAAUCAACGGACAAUGUUUACCAAGCCAUUGAAAGUUUGGUUCAGGACACAUGGGAAAGUGGGAAAGUAGGUCAUGGUCGUGAUGCAGCAGGUCUUGGAGGUCACACAAAACUUGUCGUGAAGAAAAUAGAAAGACUUGAAAAUAUUGAUUUGUGGGAAUCAUAUGGCCAUCUUAGGUCACAACUCUUUCACAAGGCAUCUGACAUUGACAUAUUUGAUCCUCUUGAAAACUUGCCAAAUUCAAAAGGACCAAUCAAAACAUCAGAAAAUAUUCAGUCCGUCCUAGAAAAUGAAAUUUACCCUGAAGUCAAUGAGGUUUACCUAUUUCAUGGAACAAAAGCUGACAACUUCGAUGCAGUGAUGUCCAAAGGAUUAGAUUUCCGUAUGGCAGGGGAUAAAGCUAUGUUUGGUACUGGAACUUACAUGGCCGAAAGCUCUACUAAAGCUGACCAAUACACAGAUCCCAGGAACAAUAGAUCAGCAGAUGAGAAGAAAAUGAUACUUGCCAGAGUUUGUUUAGGAAAGAUCUGCCUACUACAGAAAGCCAUGAGUAACCUUAAGAAACCUCCAUGUUCUUCUUGCCAGCAGGUGGCUUGUGAGCAUGGCAGUGGGCAUGCAUGUGAUAGUGUUGUAGGUGAUGGUGGCUGGAUCUUCAGAGAGUUUAUUGUUUACAAUCAAUUUCAAGCCUACCCAGAAUAUGUUAUAACUUAUAUACGUCAGUAAAACUGUUUACCAUUAUUGAUAAUUUAUGAUAUUUAUAGGUUUGUUUAAAAUUUUAUUUAAAAUUUUGUUCAUAAUUUUAUUUAUUAUUUUUUUAUAAUUUUUUUCUUAA
This is a messenger RNA of Mytilus californianus (California mussel), 2340 nucleotides long. RefSeq names its product protein mono-ADP-ribosyltransferase PARP15-like. Bases 93 to 2231 code for a protein of 712 amino acids. The transcript is spliced from 11 exons. The record is from RefSeq and is a predicted model, not a curated record. Gene Ontology annotation, cellular component: nucleus; cytoplasm. Lineage: Eukaryota; Metazoa; Mollusca; Bivalvia; Mytilida; Mytilidae. Gene Ontology annotation, biological process: negative regulation of gene expression. Gene Ontology annotation, molecular function: transcription corepressor activity; NAD+ poly-ADP-ribosyltransferase activity.